AUGACAGACCUUGAAACCAAAGCUAUUGUAGAUGCAUUACAAAUAAAUCCACAAUCUCACCCACAUCACAGCUUGGUGGAAGGCAUAUUAUAUUUUAAGGGACGACUUGUGAUUCCAAAUGAUACUCAAUUACGAGCUAAAUUUUUAGAAGAAGCACAUACGACUCUAACAGGUGGUCAUGGAGGGUUCCUAAAGACCUUGAAGCGAUUAGGAUUAAGUGUGCAUUGGCGAGGGCUCCCAAAGUUUAGAGGUUUUGAUGUUAUCUUGGUGGUGGUUGAUCGGCUCAGUAAAUACAGCCAUUUCAUUGCUUUGUCACAUCCUUAUUCUGCAAAAACUGUGGCUGGUUUAUUUUAUCAAGAGAUUGUACGGUUGCAUGGUAUUCCUUGGUCAAUCGUUUCAGAUCGUGACACCAUUUUUCUAAGUGCUUUUUGGCAAGAACUUUUUUGCUUGAGCCAGACACGCUUAAACAUGAGUACAGCUUAUCACCCACAAUCCGAUGGCCAAACCGAGGCUGAAUUCUCAUUUAAUAUCAGCUUUCACUCCUCAGCAAACACUACUCCAUUUAAACUAGUUUAUGGGCGUGAUCCUCCUCCUUUGUGCCCUUAUGUUAAAGGAGAAACAUUAGUUGCAGAUUUAGAGGAGCAACUGGAGCUACGUGAUGCCAUGCUUAAAAUACUACUUGCUUAUGAGCUUGACUUGCCUCUUGAGUUUAAGGUGCACCCUAUUUUUCAUGUCUCCCUACUUCGGCCUACUCAUGGGCAGCAACCAUCUUCACCACCAGCACCUUUACCUCUUUCUGCAAAUCUGGAGCUCCUCCUUACGCCCUCAAAGGUACUGAAUCACCGCUGGACACCAGGAGGUAUUCUGAAAAUUUUAAUUCAAUGGGAUAAUCAUCCUCUUGAAGAUGCAAGCUGGGAAGACUAUGAUUUAAUAGCCAUUCAAUUUCCCACUUUUUGA
Messenger RNA from Prosopis cineraria, 957 nucleotides. RefSeq lists its product as uncharacterized. The coding region runs from base 1 to 957 and encodes 318 amino acids. Gene Ontology annotation, biological process: DNA integration. The transcript has 4 exons. NCBI's taxonomy places the organism in Eukaryota, Viridiplantae, Streptophyta, Magnoliopsida, Fabales, Fabaceae. Gene Ontology annotation, molecular function: nucleic acid binding. The record is from RefSeq and is a predicted model, not a curated record.